Messenger RNA from Amoebophrya sp. A25, 3672 nucleotides. The record is from the annotation of a GenBank genome assembly. NCBI's taxonomy places the organism in Eukaryota, Dinophyceae, Syndiniales, Amoebophryaceae.
CACGGCUGGAGGAACCAACUCUACUUCUUGGACAGGAGUAGGUGCUACUGCGUCAUCUUCUGCACCUGCAGCCAAUGAACUCCAUCGUGUUCCGCAACAACAGAAUCGCAUGAAGCAUUCGGGACGUAAGUGUCCAGUCUGUAAGGAAUUGGUCUGCUUCGGUGAUCUACGCCCAGCGCGAUUUCAGUAUGUGACAGAUGCUAGCAAGAUCCGAACUUUCGUUCGCGUUUGUAAAGAUCCAGAGCGGCCAGGCGUCGUUUGCUUGGACCUGGAGCGCCUGGAAGACGAAAAAACGAUGAGAAUGCUACAAGAAAAGCAUGGGAGAAAUAAUAGUACAAUGCAAGAAGGGUCCGUAGCCACGGGCAGCAGCUCAGGAUCGGCGUCUACAUCGGGGACAUCUUCAAGUAAGAGCGCCUCGCCAUCAUACACAAGCAAAACAAAUACCUUCGCCUCAAAUUUGGGCCAUUUGCCAUUCAAUUUACCGCGGGAAGGCUUGACACCAGGAUGGCACAUGAGCAGAGUAGUUGUCGCUUCAGAAGCGAACCUGUUAAGGGAUCGGAAGAACGACUUGCUGGGCCUUCUAAAGCUUGCGCACGAAACAAAGCGUCCUGAGCGAUUUAGCGCUGACGCUGACACGGAGAUGCUUCCGUUUCUUGACUUCUUGAUUCAGCAGGAGUUGCGUGGUCUUUACUGUCCCACAAAAGAAGAGUUUCUGAGGCAAAAUACUAGACCAUGUAGUACUGUAGGUCUCGGUAACGAACAUUCUGCGACUGGCACUAACUCCACUUUAGCAAAAAAUGAACCGCCUCGCCGGAUGCAGCAGCUGUAUGAAGACAUUGUGUAUGAUAAAAAACUGCAUGAAGUACGGGUAGACUUCGAAAGCAACAUCGUCGCGCUCUACAAGGGAUAUAGAGAGAUCUAUAGCGCUACCUCUUCCGUAGCUGAAGAGGUGGCAGCGACGCAGGCGGAGAGGGCACACACUUCAUUACAACUAGGACGAGCUGAUGUGGACGCGGAAGAUACAGCGAUAGCUUAUGCAAGUAGCACUACGGCUGGGAAAACGGCGCUUAAUACACGUAAAUCUAGUACCGAAGAGGAUGAAUGGUUCGUCGCGCGAACGGAGCCCGAAGCGUCGAACAGUAGCUCGUCAGGUGCUUCGAGCAGUUCGGGGUCCCCAGUGAAGGUAGCUGUCGAUAAGAUGUCUGUGCUGGAAGACGCUCUCGCACACCCAAAUGGGUCGAAUAUUGACCGCGACAAUUUCUUUGUCUUCUACCAAUCCUGGGACUCUCAAGCAAUUUUCAUUAACCCGUUUUUGUUGAAUGUCCUGAGGCACGACAGGCAGCUACCUUUUGUGCUUGACGUUCGCGAUCCUAGCAAGUGCCUUCCCCCGCUCGGGAGCGGGCGCAGUAGCAGCAGUGACGGGCACCACGGGUUCCACGGUGUCCAGGGUCGCUUGUUUGGGCGUGAGAUGGACGCGAUUUCACCCGACAGCCGCAAGACCAAUGCGCUUUUUAAGCGCCUUCCACUGCGACUCGAGGUUUCAGUAGUUGAAUUUGAUAUAGCGCCUUUCGUGCAGUUUUCCACGCUUGAUCACUUCCGCGACGAGCUGUGGCGACGACAAGCGGAGAAGCAGAACAAGAAAAAGCGCCAGCGCGCGGACGAAAAAUGGGUUGCCAAUAGAGCGAAGCAUGCCGACGAAAAACUGAUGGAGGAGCUGAAAAAACAGAGUUGGCUCGGCGCCGGCGCGGGCAGUGGCGGCAAUUCGCACCUAAACUACUCUUUGCCGACUGCUGAGGAUUUCGGUCUCAGUCUGGCACUGAGCAAAAAGGUCGCUGCGCACGAGGCUCGCACUAAGAAAAAGAUUACCGAUGAAGAGCUCGCUUUGUUGGUCUCCGCACACGAGGAAGAGGAGCGCAUCGCAGCAGCGGAGGAGAGGAGUCAGCGACUAGCGAGCGAGCAAGCGGCUCAACGAGAACGAGAGGAACGGGCCAAGAAGGCUAUUGUCAAAGACGCCUGGGGAAGCGAUGACGAAGAUCAUGGAUAUUUAUCGACGUCACGAGGUGGGAGCCCUCCCGCCCGUGGAGGCACAGCUUUGAAGAACGGAUACGAUCGACUCAGCGCUGCUUUGUGCACUAGCUCAUCUAAAAACACUGGUCCACCAGUAAACAAAUGGGCUGGGGGUGGUACAAACAGCGGUAACGCCAAAGCCGCAGGCAAGAGUAGAACUGGAUCUUCUGAUACAGGGGACGCUGCGACCUCAACUCUAACUUUUGCCCAAAAAAUACAACAAAAAAAGCAAGCGGAAUUGCAGAAAAAGCGGGAGGACGAACAGAAGCAGCAGUAUUUUCCUAGUUUGGCAGAAUCACUGGGUGGCAUGGUCGCAGUCGGUCGGGGUGCAAAAAGCAAUUAUGUCUCGGAAGCACCCUUCCUUAUUUUCUGAAAUAACCGAAAUUGAAGAUUGAUGAGUACUUAUGAUCGUUAUCUUCUGUUUAUAUUUUGUUUUUGAAAAGCACCAGUGAUUAUGAUUUGUCGACACGAAAGGUAGAAGUAGAACUAGUAUCUUUUGCCUUACUGUCCUCUAAUCCUGAUCGGCCAAAAAACCAGUUUCUCGCAUGGCAAUUUUCGGUUCCGGUGACGAUAGCUCAACAAAAGACAAAAGUAGCAGUGGCGUAGAUGAUGGACAUAUUAACAAGACUAGUACAACUAGCGGGACCAGUACUUCAACAACGCCAGGAAAAGGCACGUCCUCGUCCUUGUCGUCGCUGGCUUGCAAAAAGAAUCUCCCACAGAGGCCGACCACAGCAUCAGCAAAUAGCAGCACUGGUGGUAGCUCUCCAGUGGUUGCGUCAUCAGCUCUGGUCCGGGAGCAGGUGCAGAAUGCAGACGCCUCGGCUUCGAGUUCCUCCCCAACAAUGGAAGCAACGAAUUCAUUACCAAUAGGAGCGGGUACAACUGAAGACGUCAACUCCACCAAAGAUACUCCUGCUUUUUGUUCUCCAAUUCGUCUACUUGGUGAAAACCCAAACAUAAAUGCGGACGAGACGGAAGCGGGAAGUGCUUCCCUUGCCACACCCACACCUCUACCACACGCGGGUUCUUCAGAGAUGAAUAUAGCUGGGGACUUUUCUUCGCACCCUACGUCGUCAGCGGCUGCGUCCGAAACGGCACAGCCGACAGCAACAGCUUCCACCGCUCCCACGCCUACCGAAUCCUCUAAUUCUAGAAAGAAAAAGAAGCCCCAAAAAAUCCGACUGUUUGGGUAGUACUGUUGAGGGGAAAAUGAAAUUCAAUAUCACACUUUUCACUUUCCUCCUGACGCUAUCUUCAACAUCCUUUUCCAAUAGAUGUCCGGUUAUCAUCUUCGCCAUUCGCGUAACCACUACAACAUAUUAGCUCCGAAUCCAAAUGAGAAGAUAAAAUUCCUGAGUCAUGACAACAUGCUGUGUCUGUGACCACUACAUAAGAAUGAAGAUGCAGAAGUUGCGUUCUCACUGCAAUUGCAAAUCGGUAUUUCUAAAAAAGAAUCCACGUUCAUCACAUGAACAAUUUAAGUAGCAGGAAUAAGAACCACUAAAAACCGCGAGCUGAUACUGACGAGGUUACUGUCAUGGAUGUGACGUGGAUGCUUACGUUGAGAACGAAAUAGAAGAUGAUGCAAUGUUGUUGUUGCUG